Naegleria lovaniensis is the source of this 2301-nucleotide messenger RNA. RefSeq lists its product as uncharacterized. The transcript is spliced from 2 exons. The record is from RefSeq and is a predicted model, not a curated record. NCBI's taxonomy places the organism in Eukaryota, Heterolobosea, Eutetramitea, Acrasida, Naegleriidae. Gene Ontology annotation, molecular function: RNA-DNA hybrid ribonuclease activity; nucleic acid binding. The coding region runs from base 1 to 2301 and encodes 766 amino acids.
AUGAAUCAAAUCUCAACAACAUUGAACGAAUCACACUAUGAUUCAUUUGAUGCACUUCAGAAAGACAUAUCAGAAAUGGUUAUAAGCCUUAAAACAAUUAAAGAGGCGAUAGCGAGAAUGAAAUCCAACACACACGGUCUAGACUCAAUAUCCUUCCAAAUUAUACGUAAUCUCAAGGACGAACAUCUACAACUUAUUGCUGACCAAUUUGAAAACUGCAUACAACAAGGUAAUAUCCCUGAAGAAUGGAAAUCUGGUUGGGUUAAAUUACUCCCCAAAAGAGACAUUCAAAAACUAAAUGAUAUUAGACCCAUAACCAUUCUCCCAAUAUAUUACAGAAUACUUUUCAAUAUAAUUGCAUACGAAUUAAGACAAUGGGCUUCCAAACACAUCAACUUAAGGCAACAAGCAUUUAUUUCACACAGAAACACAAUGAAUCAUGGAUUAUUACUUUCAUCUCUAGCCAAAAAGAACAAAUCGUCAUUCCUUUUGGUAAACUUAGACAUCGAAGGUGCCUAUGAUUCCGUUGAAGAUCAUAUCAUUGAAAAAGCUCUCACUCAUUGUAAGUUUCCAGAUGAAUUGAAAACUUUUAUACUAAACUCAUACAAGAGUCAAAUAUUACAGCUAGAAAUUGAUCACCAUCUCUCUAGACCAUUCACAAAAACAAGAGGAAUACCACAAGGAUGCCCUUUAGCCCCUCUUAUGUGUGAUUGUAUUACUCAACUCAUCAUUGACAAAUGCAUACAACAAUGGAAAAUUUCAAUCAAACCAACCAAACUUAAUAUUAACGAUAUUGGAUUGCUUUGCUUUGCUGAUGACAUUAAUUUAGUUUCAAAUAGAUACUGCAAUUAUAACGAAAGACUUGAUAAUAUCUCUAAAUGGCUCGGCCAAUUAAGUCUAAAAAUUAAUCCUUCAAAAUCCAUGGCAACCACUCUCCCAACUAAAAGCAAAAUGAAGCCAAUGAUAGACGGUACUAUUAUACCAAGAUUCAAAAACCUUCGAGUACAUACACACUAUCCUUGGGAUGACUCUACUCUAAAUGAAGAUAUUGAAAAAAGAAUCCUCCAAUUUCAACUCUCACUCAAAUAUAUUCCACUGAAAAGAAUGGAAUUAACAAACAUUAAGAAAAAUAACAUUGAAGUAAGAAAAGCAAUAAGAAAGAAAAUUUUCAUACAUAAUGCUAGUCCAACAAACUAUUUUCACCUCCCAAUCACCUAUGGCGGACUAGGUAUUCCAAGAUUCGAUAUCUUUGCAGAUGAAAUUCGAAUCAAAACAGCCCUGUAUCUUAUUAACAAUAAUAAUGAACUUCUUAGAGAAGUAUAUUCAGAAGGAAUCAAAUACGAAAAUUCGAUUUUUAAAGAAAUGAACAGAUCAAUCAAGAAAUACAAGAUCAGACCUCAACAAUUUGACAAUAACGAAAUCUUUCCAAAACUCAAAGGAAAGAAUUUUACUAUUUACACUGACAAAUCAAAUCUCAACAACUCAACAGGUUUCGGCUUUACCGCCAAAGUUAACAAUUCCCAAGAAACCCAAGAUUUCUCAUACAAAAUUAACAGCGAAUACUCAUAUAACGUUGCUGAAUUAUCAGCAAUACUCACAUCACUAAAGAUACUUCCACCUAAAUCUAAGGCAAAAAUUCACACAGAUAGUGAAAUAUCCAUCCACGUUUUGAAAAACAAAGCCUAUAACGGAAUGUUUAACUGCUUCAAGCAUGAAUAUCAACAGGUCAUUCAACAAUCCAAUCUAAAUAUUCAACUAAUCAAAAUUAAAGGACAUGUCAACAAAGGAAACAUCAAAGCUGACGAAUUAGCUAAGAAAGGAGCUCAAGAGCACAACUAUUUUGACAUUAAGAAGCUUUUUUCAAACCAAACCAUCCUUGCCACAUCUAAUACCCUUAUUUUCGACAUCAAAAAAUCCAUACAAAAGAAACGAUACGAUGUGAUGUUUAGCCAAUUUGAUAGAGAUAAUUCCAGUCAACACCUUACCAAGAACUGGUCAUCUAUCAAUCUAAAAUUCAUCAAAUCUAAAAUUGACACAAAUACUAAGUGGUCAAUCUGGAGAAACUUAACAAGCAACCAUAUCAAACAACAUAAGGAAAGACAAUGCGCUCACUGCAAAUGCCCCGGAACUCUAAAACAAUUCAUAUACUAUUACCCUAAUACUCAAUGCUUUAGGAAUUUUUUCUACACUAAAUUCCUUGAUAUUACAUCAAUACAAUGUAUCCUCAACGAUUAUCAAGAAUCAAGAUACUGUGAAAGAAGGAAAGUUUUCAUUAUUCAUCAUGACGGAGUAAUGAUUUGA